UUAAUUAUAUUAGCAUUAAUGGAGGAUCCCAAGAAGUUAGAAGAAGGAUUUAGCAAUCAAAAGAAUAAUAUUAGUGAAGAAAAUAUUGAUACAAAUAGAAUUGAUAAUAAUCAAGAUUUGGUUAGCCAUGAAAAUGAUCAAAAAAUAUUGAGCCAACCAUUGCAAAAGAAGGAAGAAGAAGAACCAAUUAUUAAGAAGGGUAAAAGGGUUGCAACAUUGGAUGCAUUUAGAGGUCUCACUAUAGUGGUACGCGAUUUAACUUAUAUAUACUGAUAUGAUAAAAUUAUCAGUUUAUUUUAACAUGUUAUAGCACGUAACUAUAUCCUUUGUUUUUUUUUAGGUUACUUAGUUUUAUCUUUUUGUGAAUUGUAUUACAUAUCUUUAUUUUGAGUUUAACUUAUAUACCCCUAUAAUUUAUAAUCUUAUAAUGAAUCACAUAAAAAUGGAUUAGAAACCUCUAAUAAAAUGCUUGUUUGUUACUUAGUAGACGUGGACUCGAAUUAUUUAUUUUCUGUCUGUUUUAUCUUCAUUGUUAUUUUUUUGGUCUGACCUGAAUACAAGAGAUAACAUAAAGUUUAAUAUGUUACACUCAUUUGUCAUUUUGGUGAAUUGAUAGUGUGAUUCAUUUUAUUCAUAUUAUCAGUAUGCAAAAGUUAAACUCGAUGAAAUCUAGUAUAUCGUAGUUUUUCUCCAUGUUGUUCUUUAACUUGCUAAUACCACUACUUAUUAUUUAUUUUAUUUCUUUAUUGCUUCGUAACAUUAACUUUUCUUGCGAUUUUUUUAUUUUUUUUCUAUAUUGCUUCGUAACACUAACUUCCCUUGCGAUUUAUUUUUAUUUUUUUCUUCUUAUAGUUAAUGAUAUUAGUUGAUGAUGCUGGAGGAGCAUAUGCAUGUAUUGAUCAUUCACCAUGGAAUGGUUGCACAUUGGCUGAUUUUGUAAUGCCAUUUUUUCUCUUCAUUGUUGGUGUUGCAAUUGCUCUUGCCUUAAAGAGAGUUCCAAAGGUUAGUGCUGCAAUUAAAAAAGUAACACUAAGGACAUUGAAGCUUCUCUUUUGGGGAAUUAUUCUACAAGGAGGAUACUCACAUGCACCAUAUGAUUUAGCUUAUGGAGUGGACAUGAAAGUAAUAAGAUGGUGUGGUAUUCUACAGAGAAUAGCCUUGGUGUAUUUGAUAGUGGCUUUAAUAGAGAUCUUAACUACCAAGCUAAGGCCAACAACUUUAACCCCUGGCCAUUUCUCAAUUUUCACUGCCUAUAAAUGGCAAUGGCUUGGAGGAUUCGUUGCAUUCGUUGUUUACACGACAACAAUAUAUGGUCUUUAUGUUCCUGACUGGAACUUCCUGGUGCACGACGGAGAUACAUCACAAAGAUACACGGUAAAAUGUGGUAUGAGGGGGCAUUUAGGACCUGCCUGCAAUGCAGUAGGUUACGUUGAUCGACAAGUUUGGGGUAUCAAUCAUCUGUAUAAUCAACCUGUUUGGGCACGUUCCAAGGUAUGUACAUUGAGUUAUCCAGAAACAGGUCCAUUUCGAGAUGAUGCUCCUAGUUGGUGUCGUGCUCCAUUUGAACCCGAAGGCUUGCUGAGUUCAAUUUCAGCUAUCAUGUCUGGAACAAUUGGCAUACAUUAUGGACAUGUUUUGAUUCAUUUUAAGGGUCAUGGUGAGAGGCUAAAACAAUGGAUCUCAAUGGGGUUAGGUUUACUUAUUACAGCCUUUAUUCUACAUUUUUCAGACGCAAUUCCUCUAAACAAACAAUUAUAUAGUUUUAGCUAUGUUUGUUUCACUGCUGGUAAUGCUGGAAUUGUAUUUUCUGGAUUGUAUAUACUGAUUGAUGUUUUGGCAAUGAGAAUCCCAUUUUUGUGGUUGGAAUGGAUUGGAAUGAAUGCAAUGUUGAUAUUUGUAAUGGGAGCACAAGGUAUCUUUGCUGGAUUUAUAAAUGGAUGGUAUUUCAAAAAUGAAGACAAUAACCUUGUAAAUUGGAUUCAACAUCAUGUAUUCUUUGAUGUGUGGAAAUCACAAAGAUUGGGAACUUUAUUAUAUGUAAUAUUUGCUGAAAUUACAUUUUGGGCAGUUCUUGCUGGGAUUUUGCAUAGACUUGGUAUCUAUUGGAAACUAUAAAAAAAAAUAAAAUCACACAAUAAGAAAGGGAAACGAAAUUUGUCGCG
Molecule: messenger RNA, 2162 nt
Organism: Solanum lycopersicum (tomato)
Lineage: Eukaryota; Viridiplantae; Streptophyta; Magnoliopsida; Solanales; Solanaceae
Source: RefSeq, a predicted model, not a curated record